AUGCAGGAUACUGAACUUACAAUUGUCGAUGCUCGCAUGCAGCAUUUAUCAUUUUUCAUAAAUACAACUAUACAACAGGUAAUGACAGAAAAAACUAAAGAGUUACUCAAAUCUAAACAUAUUGACCCGAUAAAAGUAACAAAAUCACUUGAAAAAGCACUUAUGGCAAGCUUGAAAAGUGAAAGAGAGCAAUUUCUCCAAGAUACAAUUGAUAAAUUAGAACAAACGAUCGCAGAAAAGAACUCUUUUGAGCUUGAAUUAAAAUCUCUUCAAAAAAAGGCAGCUGUCAAAAACUCAUACUUGCAAGAGCAAAACGCAAUGCUAAGAGAGAAAUACAUGGCAAUGAAAAAGAAUACUACAAAAUCAACGGAUGAAUUAUUCUCAAGAAGUACUUUUAUUAGCUCUGACUUACAAUCAAAAGACACAUAUAUCGAUAGCACACAUGAAUUCUUAAGAAAUACAAAGUCAUUAUGCAAUGAAUUUAAAAAUGAAUUAAAACUGAUGAGAAAAGCUGUAAACUCUCAAGUUAAAGAACUUCAUACAAACUUGAACAAAAUAUCUCAUGAUAUCAAAAAAUAUACAAAAAUCUGCAAUAAUCAGCAAAAUCGUAGAAUUUCUUCAAAAUUGGAAAGUUAUAUUAAUAAUUUGGAUGAUAUUAAAACUGAAGGUAGCAAAUACAAUCUAAUUUGUACUGCUCUUUUAGAAAUUCUUCAUGAAAUUCAUCCAACAAAUAAAACAUUACAAGAAGUUAACACUUCAACAAUAGAUGAGCAUAUUGGCGAAGUAGAAAUCGCAAUUCGCGAAAUACCAGAUGUUAUUAGGUCUGAAACUCAAUCAGAAAUGUUAAGGAGUGUUUAUAAUGCUUAUCCCGAGUAUAAACAGCAGAACAUUAAUUCUCUAACAGAAAUAAUAAAUUCUAUUGUUGAAAAGAGGCUUAAAUCACAAGAACAAUUGUAUGAUGACCAUUAUAAAAAACUUAAGAAGAAAGAACAUGAAUUACGAGCCCGACUACAAAAGGUUCUCGAUUCCAUACCGAAGGAACCAAUUUACACUAAAAUGUCGACUUUUUCCAUGGCUGCAAAUGCUGACCAUGAAAAAAUUAAAUGGGAGAAAAGGAAAAAGUACUUAGACGAAACAAUCAAAAUAGUUGAGUCUCUGAGUCCUAAAAAAUCACAUAGUCCAAAGAAAUAA
Messenger RNA from Trichomonas vaginalis G3, 1191 nucleotides. RefSeq lists its product as uncharacterized. The coding region runs from base 1 to 1191 and encodes 396 amino acids. NCBI's taxonomy places the organism in Eukaryota, Parabasalia, Trichomonadida, Trichomonadidae. The transcript has a single exon. The record is from RefSeq and is a predicted model, not a curated record.